Molecule: messenger RNA, 2103 nt
Organism: Lindgomyces ingoldianus
Lineage: Eukaryota; Fungi; Ascomycota; Dothideomycetes; Pleosporales; Lindgomycetaceae
Exons: 4
Coding region: 1-2103 (700 amino acids)
Source: RefSeq, a predicted model, not a curated record
AUGCGUCUCUGGCCAAUUCGCAAGCUAGAGGACUCUACCAGCCCGCUACCACACCACCAGCGUUACGAGGGGCGAGCCAGCAACACCUCCAAACGCUCAUCUCAACGUUUUUUAAACUGCUUCAGUCUAGGCUAUCUCUUGGGCAUUGGCUUGGCAGGCCUCACCAUCUGGCUUGUUCUGCACAUCGCGGACAAUAGAGAAGAGCGUCAGCAGACUAAUAUCUAUCCCCUCCUCCAGGGGGCUCACACUCUUCACGCUGCAACCUCAGGGAGGGAAAUUCCCUUCCCAAAUCUUGCUGGAUAUUCGUCACGAGAAGAAGAGAUCGAUGGUUCUGUUACUGGGAAUGAAGCCAUUCGUCUGCCUGCCCCCAAGGUACUCGAUCAUCGCUACGAUGUGCCUCACCAUCCGCAUAUUCGUCCCCGAGAUACGCUUAAUGAGCCUACCUCCGCGACCUCAAUGGAAAUUAUUCCAACGCCGGCUUUAUCUCAUGCCCCACCUGUCUCUCCUCUCGUCCGUAGUCCAACAGGGACGACCGAGGUUCACUAUAGCGAUGCCUACAAAACGACUCUUGAAAAAUGUCUAGCAGAGGAAAACUGGGAUACCUGUAAGCAAGGCUGGGUCAAACGAUUCUUUCCAGAUGGCUCUGCUACCACCUCUGUCUCCCAUACUCCACCCCUGUCUGCAACUUCCACUGUUGAUAGUAGGCAGAGCAUAGUUGUACGCGCCUGGAUUGACCACCUCGAUAGACAAUACGAUGCCCUGUCACCCGCGGGGAGGGGAUGGGUGGAUUAUUGCCUUAGGUUUAAGUAUAAGGGGAAGUUGCAUAAAUGUCUAAGGAAGUGGAAGAAGGUGGAUAUUUUGAAGCGGGAUGAUGAAGGCACAAUCGACAAGAACCAGACUGUCGCUGGGGUUUCUUCUAUGGCUGCCGCUGACGACGUCCCUCGAAAGUCUUCGCGCCUAUCUUCAUCGCCGACUUCAACUUCUUCCUUAGAAGUUUACACGAAGGACAAUGACGAGGACGGAGAUGAACUCGACUACUUUGUUGGGUGGCUCCUAUCUUGUCUAGCCUGGAGAACCGAUAGAGAGUGCAAUCGACUCUAUCUCGAGCUCCAAGACAUAUCCCCCGAACACCCAUCCUAUUCCUCACUCCGUCCCGACAUAUUCGACUGGUAUGACAAAUGUGAGAGCCAGACCUCGGACGAAUGCGACCGGCUCUGGGAUGAGCAGGGACACUGCACGGAAGAUGAUGAAUCCUCAACCUCUCCAUCUCUGUCGCCAUCCCGCCGCGACAAACUCCUCCCAUACUGGAUGGAACGCGACAACCGACUCUACGCCGCCUUAAACCCUGCCGGCAAGAGAUUCGUCGACGAUUGUACUUGGAAUAUCAAAGCAGAAGUACCUGAAUAUCGGUUCGCACUUGGCAGGUGUCUGCACAAAUGGAAGAAGUGGAAGAAACAUAAUGGUUUGGGGAAGAAUAACAACCGUGCCGAUGACGAGGGCGAUUUGGAUUUGGAAGGUGUAUCCGACGAGUAUUGGAUGGACAGGCAAAGGGAGUUGGCAGAGGAUGAGAAGGCAGUUACUAAGCAUAUCAACGCUGCCGAACAGAAGUUUCCGGGUAUAAUGCUUGAAGAUGUAAAAGUGGAUGGAGAUGCCGAUAAGGCUGGGAUUCGUAGGGCCGUGGAUUGGAACCCCGCUGAUCCGGUUGGUGAGCCAAUUUUCCACCACGCCCCUGACCUUGAAGCAGUCAGCUCUGACAAUUCUAUCUUCUCCCGCCUGGCCAAACGCACGCAAGCCAAGUAUAAGCAACUGAAAUACAAAUACACACACCAUUCCAUCAACAGCCUCACGGACAAGACAACCCAAUACGAAUGUUGCGUAUACCAAGGCCAAGUGCUUCCUUGCAGGCUAUUAUGCGCCAACAACACUCCUCUCGUAAUGCCAACACAUCGCCGGACUAGGCGCAGGAGGAACUAUAACUCAAAUACGGCCAUCACCACAAAUACCACCACCAUAAACCCGAGGACGACGAAAAUAGUGCGUGUUGGCAAUGUGGGAUGGCCGCAUCUCGCUACUAACGUUUCUCUGUCAGAGGCCAACAACUGA